Messenger RNA from Pongo pygmaeus (Bornean orangutan), 15440 nucleotides. It is a transcript of the gene NOTCH2, whose product is annotated as notch receptor 2. Gene Ontology annotation, biological process: cellular response to tumor cell; multicellular organism development; regulation of developmental process. Gene Ontology annotation, molecular function: Notch binding; signaling receptor activity; calcium ion binding. The transcript is spliced from 34 exons. Lineage: Eukaryota; Metazoa; Chordata; Mammalia; Primates; Hominidae. Gene Ontology annotation, cellular component: signaling receptor complex; cell surface; plasma membrane. The coding region runs from base 4776 to 12191 and encodes 2471 amino acids. The record is from RefSeq and is a predicted model, not a curated record.
UUCAAUUACCUCCACCUGGUCUCUCCCUUGACACAUGGGGAUUACAAUUCAAAAUAAGAUAUCGGGUGGGGACACAGGAAACUAUAUCGCCCAUAUUACAAUUACUUAUAUUACUGAUUCCCUUAAUUAGAGCAGAGGUAAUUAAUUGGGUCUAGGCUCAGUGGAAGGGUCUGGCUGGUUCCCAAUUCUCGGAGCUAGUUUGAAUCUUUAGGUUAACUUCUUGCCUUCUAGAACUUGUCCUGUGUUUGGCUGAACUUUGUGAACCUUUCAGAAAGUAGGUCUUUAUUGAGCACAUACUCUAUGCAAGGCAAAGAACCAACUACUGUGGAGUUUACAAACAUGAAUAAGGGGUAAGAAAGGACUCUUGUCACAUGGUUUACAGUCCAGCUGUGUAGGCCACCACAGUUCAUAUCUUUCAGGCUGGGGACUGGAUGAGAGGAAAGUGGACUCAAAAUUAAUCCCAGAGCUCUCUACUUUCCCAUAUCCCUGUGCUUUAUCUCUCUUGUAGUUGUGUUAUUUGUAUGUUGGCCUGCCUCAGUACUCUGUGAUCUCCAAAGAACAGGGACUGGGUUUUAUUUAUUUCUGCAUUGCCACAGAGCCUAGUAUGUGCUUUGUAGAGAACAGGCUCUCAAAAAAUAUUUUAAAUGAAAAGAAUGUAUUCACUUGUUUACGUUUCCUAGUUACAGUGGGUCAGCUUGUUCUGUACUAACAAGGAAGUGACAAGAAGCUGGUGUCCCUCUAUGCAGAGGUCCCCACACUAAAUAUCAUCUUGGAUGUGCUUCACAUUGUUGCAUAAAGGUGCAGUGGAGUGAGACUGAGUAAGAGGACAGAAAUAGUGGGGGGUUUGUCUCAGCUCACUAAUUACUUAUUUAACCUUGGGCAAGAUACUUAAAGCUCUAUCUCAGUUUCUUCAUCUGCGAAAUGGGGAUAAUAAUGACUGGGGUGCCUAUUUCCCACGAUUGUUUUGAGGAUCAAAUGAGAUAAUAUAAUUAAAAGUGUUUUUGGAACGUCUAAAUCACUGCGCAACUGCAAGGCAUUAUUAAAAUAAAUCUUCAUUUUAAUUCCUGCUUCCACAAACAUCUCAUCACACAUCCUUGGGUUCCUGGGUUACAUGGAGAGAUUCGUGGUGUAGCUCAAUCUAUGUGUCAUAGCUAUCCCAGAAUCUCUUCUUCAACUUCUCCAACACACCAAGACAUUCUUCCAGUCUUGCAUUGCUCCCCAGUUUAUAUAGAUAUAUAUGUUCCUCAUUCAACAUUUAUGUAAAACAUAUAUUAUUGAGCACUUAUGUGAUAGAAACUGGGGCAAAACAGCAAAUAAAACAGUUUUAUUUUGAGAGUUUUUUACAGCUUAUUGGCUCUGAGAGGACAGACAUGAGAAAAAAUACGUGCCCAAUUCUGCAUUUAUUUUGGAAGGCAGUUUUAUGUGAGUUUAGAUGUAUAUAGAUGUAUAUUUUUAGUUUUGAUUAAAACUAAAACAAUUGGUAGCCCUUAUUCAUAUUUUUCUAUCAUUAAAACUUAUCUUUAAAAAAUGUCUUCAGUCAUAUUUUUCCCUUACUUCCAUUCAUAUUUAUUCUUUACUUCUCUUGUCCUUACCAGAAUGUAUGCAGUAAGUUUUCAUAUUGUAACACAUUCAACAAAAGUUAUACGUGAACAUAACAGCUGCUUUCUUUAAAAUGGUUACUUUGAGAAACUGCAUACCUAUUUUUUUCUUUUUUUUUUUUGAGACGGAGUUUUGUUCUUGUUGCCCAGGCUGGAGUACAGUGGCAUGAUCUUGGCUCACUGCAACCUCUGCCUCCUGGGUUCAAGUGAUUCUCCUGCCUCAGUCUCCUGAGUAGCUGGGAUUACAGGUGCUCGCCACCAUGCCCGGCUAAUUUUUGGUAUUUUUAGUAGAGACGGGUUUUCAACAUGUUGGCCAGGCUGGUCUCGAACUCCUGACCUCAGGUGAUCUGCCCACCUCAGCUUCCCAAAGUGCUGGGAUUAUGACAUAAGCCGCCACACCUGGCCUGCACAUUUAUUUUAAUAAUGUUGUCAUAGCUACAGUCGCUUCUAGAGUUGCUCUUUGGGGAUAACUAUCUUAUAUUCUUCUGAAUAUAUUUUAAUAGUGACAAAACUUAUCUUUGCAGGUGAUUUUUAAAAUUUGUAUGCAGCCAAGUCACUAUGAAUUAUCUUUAGUGAGUAAAGAGGAAGAUCGAACUGGUAACACCGUGGGUAAACAACUGAAAAAUAAUGUUAUGUUUCUCUGAACAUACUUGCACAAGACAAAUUCCAAAAAUAUUUUGACUACGUUAUUUUUGAAAAGGGUUUCUAGUAUUUCAAUGUAACUACUUUCACUAAUGGUACUUGCUUACCUAAAGUGCUUGUUAACAUGCAGUUUUGGAACUUCAUAGGUCUAUGCCCAUACUGACUUGCACUUGCUUAGUGUUGUUUUACAUUCUAGUUGAACAUCUAUUAUGUGAUAGACACUGGGGAUUAAUAGGCUGCGGUCCUUGCCCAUGAGGACCUCAAAACGUAGUUGAGAACACAGAAAUACAAAGAGUCCUGUGUGAAAAAUAAGUAUCGGUGUAAGAUAAAGAAGCGGCAGUGGAAGACAGUGGAGGGACUGUCUGUUAGGGGUAGGAAGUUAUUGCGGUGUCGGCAAAGCCUUCUUUGGACUGAAGGAUGAAUUAUGAUUAGAAGUUCAUUAAGAGGAGGAGGGAAGGGGACUACAGGAGUCAUUCCAAGCCAAAGGAACAGAAGGUACAGGGACAGAAACAGCAAGAUAUAUUUGGGGGAAUCUCAAGUUAGUCAAUACUGUUAUUGUGUGAAGUUCACAACAGAAGCAGGGAGGACAGGAGAUGGGGCCCAAUGACGAAAAGGCCUUGUAUGUACCAUGUUUAGAAGUUUGAAUUUUAUCCUAUAGGAGUCAGGGAGAGGUUCUAUGGGUAGGAUUUCCCAUCCCAACAGGAUUGUAAACUCCCACACCCAAUUAGUCACACCCCCAUUUUUUUUUCUGUUUCUUUAACAUUGUCUCAGAUUCAUUCCUUCUGAAAUCUACCUUAUUAGUUCAGGUCUUCUUAAAUUUGUGCCUGGACUGUUCACCAACUCUUGACUGGUCCUGGGGCUCCAGUUCACCUCUUGCUCCCAACAAUCAAUUUUCUACAGAAUUAUCAAAGCAAUCUUCCUUUCCAUCAGUCUCAACUCUGUUCAAAAACUUUCAAUAGUUUUAUGUGACCUAAGAGGUAGCUGCCUCCCCACCCUUUUAGCUUGCCAUUCAAGGCUGCAUAAUUUGGUCCCAACCCCCUUUCCGUCCUUGACUCCUCUCACUGCUAACAGAGACAGAACUCAUUUACUUACUCUUUUGACUGUACCUUUGCUUUCAUGAGGGCUCUUUCCUGGAAUGAUAUGUCCCUACAACUAUUGUUGUUCUUACUUUUAGCUCUUUUCUUGGAAGCCCACUUGUACCCAGGUUUGAUCACACCCCCUACUCUCCUGCCCUGGAAGUAACUACUAUUCUGGUUAUAGUCUCUUAAUAUCUAUAUCUAUAUAUAUGCAUCCACAGAUAAUGUGUAGCAUUGUUUUGAAAAAAAUAUACAUAAAUGGUAUACUUUGUCUCCUUCUGCGAUUAGUUUUUUCACUAUCAUUUAGUUUUUAAGAUUUAUCCCUAUUGACAUAAAUAACUAUAGUCUUUUCAAUUACUGUGUUGCAUUUCAUUUUAUAAAUAUACCAUACAUUAUUCAUCCAUUCCUCUAAGGGUGGGCAUUUAUGUUGUUUUCAAGGUUUUGCUAUUACAGUGUUACAACGAAUAUCCUUAGCUUAGCUGAUCUCCUUGUCUUAUAUAAAUUUUACUGACCUUUCUAGAUCCUGCUUUCAUCCCAGCUCCUCUGUGAAAGCCUUCCCUGAAUCCCCCAGCCCACACCGUCAGAGUCUUGGUCCUCAAAGUUGCUUGUGCACCUUUGGUAUCAUCCCACUGCCAAGCACACAGUUACGCAAAGUAAGGCACUUAAGAAAUAUUCGCUACACGGAUGAACAAAUGAAUGAAUGAAUGGGGCAGCACCACUCCGUGAUGGCUCUAUUCCUUUUUAAUGGACUUUGGCGCCUUGGCCCACUUUCCUUCUUUGACAGCACUGGUCCUACUCCAGCGCAUUCCUCUAGCUAGCAAAGCAGCGUGUGGAUGUGUGGGUGUAGGUGGCGAUACAGACCUCACUGGAUGAGGGCCGCCUCUCCCUGCAAGUUCACGAUCCCGGCAAACUCCAGUGCUUGAAGUUCAGAGUCCUACCCCACCCCCCUCACCCCCACGCCCCUUCUGCACUGGUCAAGCCAGCGAGCCGCUGCAGCCCUGAUCGAGUUAAGGCGCGGCGGCUCCCGGGGCAGCUGGAGAAGGAUGCGGCGGGGCCAAUGACUCGUAGUAGAUCCCUCCGCGCGGAGCUCGGGCCGGCGCUUCUUCCUGCGGGAAACCCCUGGGUGCCCAAGGCGGCGGGGCCGAGGCCGCGGCGACAGUGGGGCGGGGCUUGCGGUGGGAGGAGGCGGCAGAGGCGGAAGGACACAUGAGGCUGCUUCGCUGCACAACCGAGAAAGUUUCAGCCAAACUUCGGGCGGCGGCUGAGGCGGCGGCCGAGGAGCGGCGGACUCGGGGCGCGGGGAGUCGAGGCAUUUGCGCCUGGGCUUCGGAGCGUAGCGCCAGGGCCUGAGCCUUUGAAGCAGGAGGAGGGGAGGAGAGAGUGGGGCUCCUCUAUCGGGACCCCCUCCCCAUGUGGAUCUGCCCAGGCGGCGGCGGCGGCGGAGGAGGCGACCGAGAAGAUGCCCGCCCUGCGCCCCGCUCUGCCGUGGGCGCUGCUGGCGCUCUGGCUGUGCUGCGCGGCCCCCGCGCGUGCAUUGCAGUGUCGAGAUGGCUAUGAACCCUGUGUAAAUGAAGGAAUGUGUGUUACCUACCACAAUGGCACAGGAUACUGCAAAUGUCCAGAAGGCUUCUUGGGAGAAUAUUGUCAACAUCGAGACCCCUGUGAGAAGAACCGCUGCCAGAAUGGUGGGACUUGUGUGGCCCAGGCCAUGCUGGGGAAAGCCACGUGCCGAUGUGCCUCAGGGUUCACGGGAGAGGACUGCCAGUACUCGACAUCUCAUCCAUGCUUUGUGUCUCGACCCUGCCUGAAUGGUGGCACAUGCCAUAUGCUCAGUCGGGAUACCUAUGAGUGCACCUGUCAAGUCGGGUUUACAGGUAAGGAGUGCCAAUGGACCGAUGCCUGCCUGUCUCAUCCCUGUGCAAAUGGAAGUACCUGUACCACUGUGGCCAACCAGUUCUCCUGCAAAUGCCUCCCAGGCUUCACAGGGCAGAAGUGUGAGACUGAUGUCAAUGAGUGUGACAUUCCAGGACACUGCCAGCAUGGUGGCACCUGCCUCAACCUGCCUGGUUCCUACCAGUGCCAGUGCCCUCAGGGCUUCACAGGCCAGUACUGUGACAGCCUGUAUGUGCCCUGUGCACCCUCGCCUUGUGUCAACGGAGGCACCUGUCGGCAGACUGGUGACUUCACUUUUGAAUGCAGCUGCCUUCCAGGUUUUGAAGGGAGCACCUGUGAGAGAAAUAUUGAUGACUGCCCUAACCACAGGUGUCAGAAUGGAGGGGUUUGUGUGGAUGGGGUCAACACUUACAACUGCCGCUGCCCCCCACAAUGGACAGGACAGUUCUGCACAGAGGAUGUGGAUGAAUGCCUGCUGCAGCCCAAUGCCUGUCAGAAUGGGGGCACCUGUGCCAACCGCAAUGGAGGCUAUGGCUGUGUGUGUGUCAACGGCUGGAGUGGAGAUGACUGCAGUGAGAACAUUGAUGAUUGUGCCUUCGCCUCCUGUACUCCAGGCUCCACCUGCAUCGACCGUGUGGCCUCCUUCUCUUGCAUGUGCCCAGAGGGGAAGGCAGGUCUCCUGUGUCAUCUGGAUGAUGCAUGCAUCAGCAAUCCUUGCCACAAGGGGGCACUGUGUGACACCAACCCCCUAAAUGGGCAAUAUAUUUGCACCUGCCCACAAGGCUACAAAGGGGCUGACUGCACAGAAGAUGUGGAUGAAUGUGCCAUGGCCAAUAGCAAUCCUUGUGAGCAUGCAGGAAAAUGUGUGAACACGGAUGGCGCCUUCCACUGUGAGUGUCUGAAGGGUUAUGCAGGACCUCGUUGUGAGAUGGACAUCAAUGAGUGCCAUUCAGACCCCUGCCAGAAUGAUGCUACCUGUCUGGAUAAGAUUGGAGGCUUCACAUGUCUGUGCAUGCCAGGUUUCAAAGGUGUGCAUUGUGAAUUAGAAAUAAAUGAAUGUCAGAGCAACCCUUGUGUGAACAAUGGGCAGUGUGUGGAUAAAGUCAAUCGUUUCCAGUGCCUGUGUCCUCCUGGUUUUACUGGGCCAGUUUGCCAGAUUGAUAUUGAUGACUGUUCCAGUACUCCGUGUCUGAAUGGGGCAAAGUGUAUCGAUCACCCGAAUGGCUAUGAAUGCCAGUGUGCCACAGGUUUCACUGGUGUGUUGUGUGAGGAGAACAUUGACAACUGUGACCCCGAUCCUUGCCACCAUGGUCAAUGUCAGGAUGGUAUUGAUUCCUACACCUGCAUCUGCAAUCCCGGGUACAUGGGCGCCAUCUGCAGUGACCAGAUUGAUGAAUGUUACAGCAGCCCUUGCCUGAACGAUGGUCGCUGCAUUGACCUGGUCAAUGGCUACCAGUGCAACUGCCAGCCGGGCACGUCAGGGGUUAAUUGUGAAAUUAAUUUUGAUGACUGUGCAAGUAACCCUUGUAUCCAUGGAAUCUGUAUGGAUGGCAUUAAUCGCUACAGUUGUGUCUGCUCACCAGGAUUCACAGGGCAGAGAUGUAACAUUGACAUUGAUGAGUGUGCCUCCAAUCCCUGUCGCAAGGGUGCAACAUGUAUCAAUGGUGUGAAUGGUUUCCGCUGUAUAUGCCCCGAGGGACCCCAUCACCCCAGCUGCUACUCACAGGUGAACGAAUGCCUGAGCAAUCCCUGCAUCCAUGGAAACUGUACUGGAGGUCUCAGUGGAUAUAAGUGUCUCUGUGAUGCAGGCUGGGUUGGCAUCAACUGUGAAGUGGACAAAAAUGAAUGCCUUUCGAAUCCAUGCCAGAAUGGAGGAACUUGUGACAAUCUGGUGAAUGGAUACAGGUGUACUUGCAAGAAGGGCUUUAAAGGCUAUAACUGCCAGGUGAAUAUUGAUGAAUGUGCCUCAAAUCCAUGCCUGAACCAAGGAACCUGCUUUGAUGACAUAAGUGGCUACACUUGCCACUGUGUGCUGCCAUACACAGGCAAGAAUUGUCAGACAGUAUUGGCUCCCUGUUCCCCAAACCCUUGUGAGAAUGCUGCUGUUUGCAAAGAGUCACCAAAUUUUGAGAGUUAUACCUGCUUGUGUGCUCCUGGCUGGCAAGGUCAGCGGUGUACCAUUGACAUUGACGAGUGUAUCUCCAAGCCCUGCAUGAACCAUGGUCUCUGCCAUAACACCCAGGGCAGCUACAUGUGUGAAUGUCCACCAGGCUUCAGUGGUAUGGACUGUGAGGAGGACAUCGAUGACUGCCUUGCCAAUCCUUGCCAGAAUGGAGGUUCCUGUGUGGAUGGAGUGAAUGCUUUCUCCUGCCUCUGCCUUCUGGGUUUCACUGGAGAUAAGUGCCAGACAGACAUGAAUGAGUGUCUGAGUGAACCGUGUAAGAAUGGAGGGACCUGCUCUGACUACGUCAACAGUUACACUUGCAAGUGCCAGGCAGGAUUUGAUGGAGUCCACUGUGAGAACAACAUCAAUGAGUGCACUGAGAGCUCCUGUUUUAAUGGUGGCACAUGUGUUGAUGGGAUUAACUCCUUCUCUUGCUUGUGCCCUGUGGGUUUCACUGGAUCCUUCUGCCUCCACGAGAUCAAUGAAUGCAGCUCUCAUCCAUGCCUGAAUGAGGGAACGUGUGUUGAUGGCCUGGGUACCUACCGCUGCAGCUGCCCCCUGGGCUACACUGGGAAAAACUGUCAGACUCUGGUGAACCUCUGCAGUCGGUCUCCAUGUAAAAACAAAGGUACUUGUGUUCAGAAAAAAGCAGAGUCCCAGUGCCUAUGUCCAUCUGGAUGGGCUGGUGCCUAUUGUGACGUGCCCAAUGUCUCUUGUGACAUAGCAGCCUCCAGCAGAGGUGUGCUUGUUGAACACUUGUGCCAGCACUCAGGUGUCUGCAUCAAUGCUGGCAACACGCAUUACUGUCAGUGCCCCCUGGGCUAUACUGGGAGCUACUGUGAGGAGCAACUUGAUGAGUGUGUGUCCAACCCCUGCCAGCACGGGGCAACAUGCAGUGACUUCAUUGGUGGAUACAGAUGCGAGUGUGUCCCAGGCUAUCAGGGUGUCAACUGUGAGUAUGAAGUGGAUGAGUGCCAGAAUCAGCCCUGCCAGAAUGGAGGCACCUGUAUUGACCUUGUGAACCAUUUCAAGUGCUCCUGCCCACCAGGCACUCGGGGCCUACUCUGUGAAGAGAACAUUGAUGACUGUGCCCGGGGUCCCCAUUGCCUUAAUGGUGGUCAGUGCAUGGAUAGGAUUGGAGGCUACAGUUGUCGCUGCUUGCCUGGCUUUGCUGGGGAGCGUUGUGAGGGAGAUAUCAACGAGUGCCUCUCCAACCCCUGCAGCUCUGAGGGCAGCCUGGACUGUAUACAGCUCACCAAUGACUACCUGUGUGUUUGCCGUAGUGCCUUUACUGGCCGGCACUGUGAAACCUUCAUCGAUGUGUGUCCCCAGAUGCCCUGCCUGAAUGGAGGGACUUGUGCUGUGGCCAGUAACAUGCCUGAUGGUUUCAUUUGCCGUUGUCCCCCGGGAUUUUCCGGGGCAAGGUGCCAGAGCAGCUGUGGACAAGUGAAAUGUAGGAAAGGGGAGCAGUGUGUGCACACCGCCUCUGGACCCCGUUGCUUCUGCCCCAGUCCCCGGGACUGCGAGUCAGGCUGUGCCAGUAGCCCCUGCCAGCACGGGGGCAGCUGCCACCCUCAGCGCCAGCCUCCUUAUUACUCCUGCCAGUGUGCCCCACCAUUCUCGGGUAGCCGCUGUGAACUCUACACGGCACCCCCCAGCACCCCUCCUGCCACCUGUCUAAGCCAGUAUUGUGCUGACAAAGCUCGGGAUGGCGUCUGUGAUGAGGCCUGCAACAGCCAUGCCUGCCAGUGGGAUGGGGGUGACUGUUCUCUCACCAUGGAGAACCCCUGGGCCAACUGCUCCUCCCCACUUCCCUGCUGGGAUUAUAUCAACAACCAGUGUGAUGAGCUGUGCAACACGGCCGAGUGCCUGUUUGACAACUUUGAAUGCCAGGGGAACAGCAAGACAUGCAAGUAUGACAAAUACUGUGCAGACCACUUCAAAGACAACCACUGUGACCAGGGGUGCAACAGUGAGGAGUGUGGUUGGGAUGGGCUGGACUGUGCUGCUGACCAACCUGAGAACCUGGCAGAAGGUACCCUGGUUAUUGUGGUAUUAAUGCCACCUGAACAACUGCUCCAGGAUGCUCGCAGCUUCUUGAGGGCACUGGGUACCCUGCUCCACACCAACCUGCGCAUUAAGCGGGACUCCCAGGGGGAACUCAUGGUGUACCCCUAUUAUGGUGAGAAGUCAGCUGCCAUGAAGAAACAGAGGAUGACACGCAGGUCCCUUCCUGGUGAACAAGAACAGGAGGUGGCUGGCUCUAAAGUCUUUCUGGAAAUUGACAACCGCCAGUGUGUUCAAGACUCAGACCACUGCUUCAAGAACACGGAUGCAGCAGCAGCUCUUCUGGCCUCUCACGCCAUACAGGGGACCCUGUCAUACCCUCUUGUGUCUGUCGUCAGUGAAUCCCUGACUCCAGAACGCACUCAGCUCCUCUAUCUCCUUGCUGUUGCUGUUGUCAUCAUUCUGUUUAUUAUUCUGCUGGGGGUAAUCAUGGCAAAACGAAAGCGUAAGCAUGGCUCUCUCUGGCUGCCUGAAGGUUUCACUCUUCGCCGAGAUGCAAGCAAUCACAAGCGUCGUGAGCCAGUGGGACAGGAUGCUGUGGGGCUGAAAAAUCUCUCAGUGCAAGUCUCAGAAGCUAACCUAAUUGGUUCUGGAACAAGUGAACACUGGGUCGAUGAUGAAGGGCCCCAGCCAAAGAAAGUGAAGGCUGAAGAUGAGGCCUUACUCUCAGAAGAAGAUGACCCCAUUGAUCGACGGCCAUGGACACAGCAGCACCUUGAAGCCGCAGACAUCCGUAGGACACCAUCGCUGGCCCUCACCCCUCCUCAGGCAGAGCAGGAGGUGGAUGUGUUAGAUGUGAAUGUCCGUGGCCCAGAUGGCUGCACCCCAUUGAUGUUGGCUUCUCUCCGAGGAGGCAGCUCAGAUUUGAGUGAUGAAGAUGAAGAUGCAGAGGACUCUUCUGCUAACAUCAUCACAGACUUGGUCUACCAGGGUGCCAGCCUCCAGGCCCAGACGGACCGGACUGGUGAGAUGGCCCUGCACCUUGCAGCCCGCUACUCACGGGCUGAUGCUGCCAAGCGUCUCCUGGAUGCAGGUGCAGAUGCCAAUGCCCAGGACAACAUGGGCCGCUGCCCACUCCAUGCUGCAGUGGCAGCUGAUGCCCAAGGUGUCUUCCAGAUUCUGAUUCGCAACCGAGUAACUGAUCUAGAUGCUAGGAUGAAUGAUGGUACUACACCCCUGAUCCUGGCUGCCCGCCUGGCUGUGGAGGGAAUGGUGGCAGAACUGAUCAACUGCCAAGCGGAUGUGAAUGCAGUGGAUGACCAUGGAAAAUCUGCUCUUCACUGGGCAGCUGCUGUCAAUAAUGUGGAGGCGACUAUUUUGCUGUUGAAAAAUGGGGCCAACCGAGACAUGCAGGACAACAAGGAAGAGACACCUCUGUUUCUUGCUGCCCGGGAGGGGAGCUAUGAAGCAGCCAAGAUCCUGUUAGACCAUUUUGCCAAUCGAGACAUCACAGACCAUAUGGAUCGUCUUCCCCGGGAUGUGGCUCGGGAUCGCAUGCACCAUGACAUUGUGCGCCUCCUGGAUGAAUACAAUGUGACCCCAAGCCCUCCAGGCACCGUGUUGACUUCUGCUCUCUCACCUGUCAUCUGUGGGCCCAACAGAUCUUUCCUCAGCCUGAAGCACACCCCAAUGGGCAAGAAGUCUAGACGGCCCAGUGCCAAGAGUACCAUGCCUACUAGCCUCCCUAACCUUGCCAAGGAGGCAAAGGAUGCCAAGGGUAGUAGGAGGAAGAAGUCUCUGAGUGAGAAGGUCCAGCUGUCUGAGAGUUCAGUAACUUUAUCCCCUGUUGAUUCCCUAGAAUCUCCUCACACAUAUGUUUCCGACACCACAUCCUCUCCAAUGAUUACAUCCCCUGGGAUCUUACAGGCCUCACCCAACCCUAUGUUGGCCACUGCCGCCCCUCCUGCCCCAGUCCAUGCCCAGCAUGCACUGUCUUUUUCUAACCUUCAUGAAGUGCAGCCUUUGGCUCAUGGGGCCAGCACUGUGCUUCCCUCAGUGAGCCAGUUGCUAUCCCACCACCACAUUGUGUCUCCAGGCAGUGGCAGUGCUGGAAGCUUGAGUAGGCUCCAUCCAGUCCCAGUCCCAGCAGAUUGGAUGAACCGCAUGGAGGUGAAUGAGACCCAGUACAAUGAGAUGUUUGGUAUGGUCCUGGCUCCAGCUGAGGGCACCCAUCCUGGCAUAGCUCCCCAGAGCAGGCCACCUGAAGGGAAGCACAUAACCACCCCUCGGGAGCCCUUGCCCCCCAUUGUGACUUUCCAGCUCAUCCCUAAAGGCAGUAUUGCCCAACCAGCGGGGGCUCCCCAGCCUCAGUCCACCUGCCCUCCAGCUGUUGCGGGCCCCCUGCCCACCAUGUACCAGAUUCCAGAAAUGGCCCGUUUGCCCAGUGUGGCUUUCCCCACUGCCAUGAUGCCCCAGCAGGACGGGCAGGUAGCUCAGACCAUUCUCCCAGCCUAUCAUCCUUUCCCAGCCUCUGUGGGCAAGUACCCCACACCCCCUUCACAGCACAGUUAUGCUUCCUCAAAUGCUGCUGAGCGAACACCCAGUCACAGUGGUCACCUCCAGGGUGAGCAUCCCUACCUGACACCAUCCCCAGAGUCUCCUGACCAGUGGUCAAGUUCAUCACCCCACUCUGCUUCUGACUGGUCAGAUGUGACCACCAGCCCUACCCCUGGGGGUGCUGGAGGAGGUCAGCGGGGACCUGGGACACACAUGUCUGAGCCACCACACAACAACAUGCAGGUUUACGCGUGAAAGAGUCCACCUCCAGUGUAGAGACAACUGACUUUUGUAAAUGCUGCUGAGGAACAAAUGAAGGUCAUCCGGGAGAGAAAUGAAGAAAUCUCUGGAGCCAGCUUCUAGAGGUAGGAAAGAGAAGAUGUUCUUAUUCAGAUAAUGCAAGAGAAGCAAUUCAUCAGUUUCACUGGGUAUCUGCAAGGCUUAUUGACUAUUCUAAUCUAAUAAGACAAUUGUGGAAAUGCAAGAUGAAUACAAGCCUUGGGUCCAUGUUUACUCUCUUCUAUUUGGAGAAUAAGAUGGAUGCUUAUUGAAGCCCAGACAUUCUUGCAGCUUGGACUGCAUUUUAAGCCCUGCGGGCUUCUGCCAUAUCCAUGAGAAGAUUCUACACUAGCGUCCUGUUGGGAAUUAUGCCCUGGAAUUAUGCCUGAAUUGACCUACGCAUCUCCUCCUCCUUGGACAUUCUUUUGUCUUCAUUUGGUGCUUUCGAUUUUGCACCUCUCCGUGAUUGUAGCCCUACCAGCAUGAUAUAGGGCAAGACCUUUGUGCUUUUGAUCAUUCCGGCCCAUGAAAGCAACUUUGGCCUCCUUUCCCCUCCUGUCUUCCCAGUAUCCCUUGGAGUCUCACAAGGUUUACUUUGGUAUGGUUCUCAGCACAAACCUUUCAAGUAUGUUUCUUGAGAAAAUGGACAUACUGUAUUGUGUUCUCCUGCAUAUAUCAUUCCUGGAGAAAGAAGGGGAGAAGAAUAUUUUUCUUCAACAAAUUUUGGGGGCAGGAGAUCCCUUCAAGAGGCUGAACCUUAAUUUUUCUUGUCUGUUUGCAGGUCUUCAUAUAAACUUUACCAGGAAGAAGGGUAUGAGUCCGUUGUUUUUUUGUGUAUGGGCCUGGUCAGUGUAAAGUUUUAUCCUUGAUAGUCUAGUUACUAUGACCCUCCCCACUUUUUUAAAACCAGAAAAAGGUUUGGAAUGUUGGAAUGACCAAGAGACAAGCUAACUCGUGCAAGAGCCAGUUACCCACCCACAGGUCCCCCUACUUCCUGCCAAGCAUUCCAUUGACUGCCUGUAUGGAACACAUUUGUCCCAGAUCUGAGCAUUCUAGGCCUGUUUCACUCACUCACCCAGCAUAUGAAACUAGUCUUAACUGUUGAGCCUUUCCUUUCAUCUCCACAGAAGGCACUGUCUCAAAUGUUGUACUCUUGCCGUUUAGGACUGAACUUUCUGUAGCCCAAGGGAGCCAAUGACAGUUGUCUUCCUUUUGUCAGAUGAUCAGUCUCUACUUUCUGAUUAUCUUGCUGCUUAAAGGCCUGCUCACCAAUCUUUCUUUCACACCGCGUGGUCCGUGUUACUGGUAUACCCAGUAUGUUCUCACUGAAGACAUGGACUUUGUAUGUUCAAGUGCAGGAAUUGGAAAGUUGGACUUGUUUUCUAUGGUCCAAGACAGCCCUAUAAGAAGGUUGGAAAAGGAGGAACUAUAUAGCAGCCUUUGCUAUUUUCUGCUACCAUUUCUUUUCCUCUGAAGCGGCCAUGACAUUCCCUUUGGCAACUAACAUAAAAACUCAACAGAACGUUUUCCUUUCCUAGAGUCACCUUUUAGAUGAUAAUGGACAACUAUAGACUUGCUCAUUGUUCAGACUGUGAUUGCCCCUCACCUGAAUCCACUCUCUGUAUUCAUGCUCUUGGCAAUUUCCUUGACUUUCUUUUAAGGGCAGAAGCAUUUUAGUUAAUUGUAGAUAAAGAAUGGUUUUCUUCCUCUUCUCCUCGGGCCAGUUAAUAAUUGGUCCAUGGCUACACUGCCACUUCUGUCCAGUGCAGUGAUGCCCAUGACACCUGCAAAAGAAGUUCUGCCUGGGCAUUUUGUAGAUAUUAACAGGUGAAUUCCCGACUCUUCUGGUUUGAAUGACAGUUCUCAUUCCUUCUAUGGCUGCAAGUAUGCAUCAGUGCUUCCCACUUAACUGAUUUGUCUGUCGGUGGCCUCAUAUGGAAACCCUGUGUGUCUGUUGGCAUAAUAGUUUACAAAUGGUUUUUUCAGUCCUAUCCCAAUUUAUUGAACCAACAAAAAUAAUUACUUCUGCCCUGAGAUGAGCAGAUUAAGUUUGUUCAUUCUCUGCUUUAUUCUCUCCAUGUGGCAACAUUCUGUCAGCCUCUUUCAUAGUGUGCAAACAUUUUAUCAUUCUAAAUGGUGACUCUCUGCCCUUGGACCCAUUUAUUAUUCACAGAUGGGGAGAACCUAUCUGCAUGGACCUCUGUGGACCACAGCAUACCUGCCCCUUCCUGCCCUCCUGCUCCAGUCCCACUUCUGAAAGUAUCAGCUACUGAUCCAGCCACUGGAUAUUUUAUAUCCUCCCUUUUCCUUAAGCACAAUGUCAGACCAAAUUGCUUGUUUCUUUUUCUUGGAAUACUUUAAUUUGGAUCCUUUGGGUUUGGAGAAAGGGAAUGUGAAAGCUGUCAUUACAGACAACAGGUUUCAGUGAUGAGGAGGACAACACUGCCUUUCAAACUUUUUACCGAUCUCUUAGAUUUUAAGAACUCUUGAAUUGUGUGGUAUCUAAUAAAAGGGAAGGAAAGAUGGAUAAUCACUUUCUCAUUUGGGUUCUGAAUUGGAGACUCAGUUUUUAUGAGACACAUCUUUUAUGCCAUGUAUAGAUCCUCCCCUGCUAUUUUUGGUUUAUUUUUAUUUUUAUAAAUUCUUUCUUUCUUUGACUCCUCUUCUGCCUGCCUUUGGGGAUAGGUUUUUUUGUUUGUUUAUUUGCUUCUUCUGUUUCGUUUUAAGCAUCAUUUUCUUAUGUGAGGUGGGGAAGGGAGAGGUAUGAGGGAAAGAGAGUCUGAGAAUUAAAGAUUUUAGUAUAAGCAAUUGGCUGUGAUGCUCAAAUCCAUUGCAUCCUCUUAUUGAAUUUGCCAGUUUGUAAUUCUUGCAUAAUAAAGAACCAAAGGUAUAAUGUUUUGUUGAGAGGUGGUUUAGGGAUUUUGGCCCUAACCAAUACAUUGAAUGUAUGAUGACUAUUUGGGAGGACACAUUUAUGUACCCAGAGGCCCCCACUAAUAACUGGUACUAUGGUUACUUCCUUGUGUACAUUUCUCUUAAAAGUGAUAUUAUAUCUGUUUGUAUGAGAAACCCAGUAACCAAUAAAAUGACCGCAUAUUCCUGACUAAACAUAGUAAGGAAAAUGCAUACUUUGUUUUUACUUUUCCGUUUCAUUCUAAAGGUAGUUAAGAUGAAAUUUAUAUGAAAGCAUUUUUAUCACAAAAUAAAAAAGGUUUGCCAAGCUCA